AAUGAGCCGUCUUCUUUAGCACAAAACUCCGGCCACCUGAAGACGGUUUCCGGCGUCAUACCGGUACCUACGGAUGUCUGCUACUGCGCGCCGUUUGCGCAUUACUCUCAAGGUGUGUCACUCUUCUCACUUCCUCUCUUCAUCUACAUCGCAUACUCUCAACAUUUCGCAAACCCUCCACAAAACCCUGGAUUUUCACACACGUUCUUCUUCUUGUAGUAGCUGUUCUUCAAUUAUUCCCCAAAAAAUCGAUUUUCUUGAUCAGUUUUCGCCUUUUCCUAGCUCAAGUUCUUCGAAAUUUAGUAUCAAUCCGAAUGAGCGGCGAAAAAUUGUGGUUCGCUUGUCGAAGAUGAUCAAACAAAGUCAAGGAUAUGUAUUGAGGGGAUUUGCACAGAACUUUUGCCCAUGUUUUCUAGUAAAGAUCAUGAAACUAUUGGAAAGUCGGGAAAUUGCGUUUGCAUUCUUCAAAUUUGCAUUUCAGGACGAUUCGGAGAGUACCAUAAGGUCGUGUUGUGUUGCGGCGCAUCUUUUAGCAGCCGAAGAGCUUCGGCACGUCGCGCAAGAUGUGAUUUGGUGGGUGAUUGCUAGGAUUGGAGUGUUGCGGAGUGGGGAUUUGGUGGAGUUUAUGUGGAGAGGGCACCAUGUUUAUGAGUCAGAUUUUUCAGUUCUUGAUUCCCUUAUGAGGGCCUUUGUGAAUGCGGAAAUGGGUUUUCAGGCUUUGGAGAUUUUAGGUAGAAUGAGGGAGGUUGGUGUGAGGCCGAGUGCAUCAGGGGUAGCAAUUCUUUUCAAAUUAUUGCUUAGAGUUGGUGAUUAUGGUAACGUGUGGAAGUUAUUUAAGGAUGUGAUUCGGAGAGGUCCUCAACCUUGUAAGUAUACAUUCAGUGGGAUAAUUCUUGGGUUUUGUAGAAAAGGCUGUAUCCAUCUUGGAGAGAGUUUAUUGCAUUUGAUGCCAAAGUUUCAUUGUGAACCCAAUGCUUUUGCAUAUAACAUUGUGAUCAAUGCAUGUUGCAUCAGGGGCCGAACCUCUGAUGCAUUAGCGUGGUUCAAUUUGAUGAUUGAAAGGGGUUGUAAUCCUACUGUCGUUACAUUUAACACAGUUAUCAAUGCCUUUUGCAAGGAGGGGAAUGUGGUAGAAGCAAGGAAACUCUUUGAUGGACUUAAAGAGAUGGGUUUCUCUCCAAAUGCCAUUAUGUAUAACACACUAAUGAACGGAUAUGUUAAGAUGAGAGAGAUUGAUCAGGCAAACAUGCUCUAUGAAGAAAUGAGGAAAAAGGGUAUAGCUCCUGAUGGCAUAACUUUUAACAUUUUAGUGUCUGGGCACUACAAAUAUGGAAGGGAAGAGGAUGGGGAUAGACUGUUGAAGGAUAUAUCUGUAUUGGGAUUGCUUCCAGAUCGGUCGUUAUUUGAUAUUUCAGUUUCAGGGCUGUGUUGGGCAGGUAGGUUGGAUGAGGCUAUGGAGUUUUUGAUGGAUAUGCUCGAGAAAGGUUUAUCUCCUAGCAUAAUUGCUUUUAACUCUGUUAUUGCUGCUUACAGCCAAGCAGGGUUAGAAGAUAAAGCUUUUGAAGCUUAUAAACUCAUGGUUCAUUUUGGUUUGACUCCUUCACCUUCCACAUGCAGUUCUCUGCUUAUGGGUCUGUCCAUAAAUGGGAGGCUGCAAGAAGCGACAGAGCUUAUAGGUCAGAUGAUAGAGAAAGGUUUAUCAGUCAAUAACAUGGCUUUCACAGUGCUUCUAGACAAGUUUUUUAAGAGAGGAGAUGUGGUGGGGGCACAAAGUUUGUGGGGAGAAAUGGAAAGAAGAGGAAUAUUUCCUGAUGUUGUUGCCUUCUCAGCCUUCAUUGAUGGACUUUCUAAACAAGGUCUGGUGGAGGAGGCUUACAAUGUGUUUUUAGAAAUGUUAAGGAAAGGGUUAAUUCCAAAUAACUUUGCAUAUAACUCUUUGAUUUGUGGUUUUUGCAAGUGUGGAAAGCUGAAUGAGGCAUUGAAGCUGGAGAAAGUGAUGAGGCACAGAGGUCUUCUCCCUGAUAUCUUCACCACCAAUAUGAUCAUUGGUGGGCUUUGUAAACAGGGCAGGAUGCGGUCAGCAAUCAAUGUCUUUAUGGACAUGCACCAGACCGGAUUGUCCCCAGAUAUUAUUACAUACAACACUUUGAUCAAUGGGUAUUGUAAAGCUUUUGACAUGGUUAAUGCAGAUAAUUUGGUGAAUAGAAUGUAUGCCAGUGGGAGUAACCCAGAUCUCACAACCUAUAAUAUACGUAUCCAUGGUUUUUGUAGCAGCCGGCGGAUGAAUCGAGCUGUGUUGAUGUUAGAUGAGCUUGUUUCAGCUGGUAUUGUUCCAAAUACAGUAACAUACAACAGUAUGCUGAAUGGUGUUUGUAGUGACAUACUGGAUCGUGCUAUGAUUUUGACUGCAAGAUUGCUUAAGAUGGCAUUUGUCCCAAAUGUUGUAACGGCUAAUUUAUUGUUGUCUCAAUUUUACAAGCAAGGAAUGCCCGAGAGAACCCUGAUGUGGGGGCACAAGUUGAGUGAGAUUCCCUAUGCCUUUGAUGAAAUUACAUAUAAAAUAAUGGACAAAGCCCAUCACAUACUAGAAGAUGCUGAUUUUUCAAGAGUAACAUCUGCAAAGAGCCUCUUCCUGGACUUCCUUAUGUACAUUACAUAUGAUUAUUUUUGUAGAUACAGACCUCACAGUGAAACAACUCAGCAUCCUCUUAAACUGAUUGACAGAAGUUACAGUGGGUCCUGAAAGUUAAUAAGCUGGAUAAGUUUUGAGCACUUCAGUUGUUUGACAUACGGAGGAACCUUAUGUAAUCCUGAUCUUGAUUGGGAUCAUGCCAGUGCUGAUCUGGAAUAUUAUUUGAGCAUGUUGUGCAUCCAGUGGUGGAGAAGUUGAGAAUAACCUUACUUGUGAAAAUGAAAGCAAUAUGUUGUGAUGGUUGCAGCAAAGACCAGUUUCUGCACCAAUGGAGAAAGAUAUGGUUCAAGCGACCGGCUGUUACAUGGACUAAGGAAUGACAAAAAGAGCGGGACUGUGGCUAUCAGAAAAGAUGGUGAUCCAUGGAUUAAGAGAAGGUGUAGCCUAGAUAGAGUAGAAUGGUGAAAAGCGAUUAAUAUAGCCAGCCUUUUAUGGUUGAGACCAAAAUUUGACUGACUUGGGUUAUGAGUAGGGAAGGACAAUUUACUAGGUAAUACUAAUCCUUCUCUAUGGCAGGGGAGAUUGGGUCACCAGCACUCUUUACAGUGUUCUUUUAUGCUUUCCUUUACUGGCAAUGAAAGAAAAAUAUGUACACACUCUUAGAUUGUCAGACAGUGAGAUUGAAAUAAUCAGUCUAAAUUAUC
This is a messenger RNA of Vitis vinifera (wine grape), 3336 nucleotides long. RefSeq names its product pentatricopeptide repeat-containing protein At5g39710. The transcript has a single exon. The coding region runs from base 74 to 2743 and encodes 889 amino acids. Lineage: Eukaryota; Viridiplantae; Streptophyta; Magnoliopsida; Vitales; Vitaceae. The record is from RefSeq and is a predicted model, not a curated record. Gene Ontology annotation, molecular function: protein binding.